UAAUUUUUUUUUCUUCUUCUUGAGUUUAUCUCAAUGCCAAAGAAUAAGAAAACAGAAUGGCAAGUGGGAGAUCCUGCAAUAAGCGUAGUGAGUGAUCAGUUCUGUAAUCCAUACCCUAUGGAUCUAAUGGUGAAGAGGAAAGUUCAGAAUUUCUCAAAAGACUAUUACCAAGUGUUUGAUCCAAGUGGGAAUCUACUCCUGCAAAUAGAUGGACAAGCUUUUGGGUUUAACCGUAAGAGGGUUAUGCGUGAUCCUGCUGGUUUCACAAUCCUCACAAUGCGCCAAAAGGGGAUUACGUUGAAGAACAAAUGGGAGGUGCAUGGAGGAGAGAGCAAAGAGAAAGAAGACUUGUUGUUCACGGCACAGCAAUCUUUAGCGGUGUCUUUGAAAACAUCUUUGGAUGUUUUCUUGGCUGAGAAUAAUAAUGUCAAGAAAAGCAGUACUUGUGAUUUUCAUGCUUCGGGUGGAUACUCAAAUAUAUCAUUCGAAGUUUUCAAAUCGGAUGCUCUCAUUGCAGGGGUGACACAUAAGUUUACAUGGGGAAGUUUCUGCAAAGGGAAAUAUAAUUUCAGGGUGAGAGUGAAUCCAGAGGUGGAUUAUGCUUUUAUCAUUGCUUUGCUUGUUAUGGUUGAUGACAAUGAGAAUUGGUGUUAGACUUUCUUAAUCAAUAUCUUACGUUUGGUUUCAUUCACAUGCUGUCUGUGUGUAUGUAUUGCUUUGUUUCAAGUUGUAUGUAAGAACUUUUUCAAUGUAACAUCUAUGCGCUAAUGCUUGUCAGAACUGAAGUGGCACUUCCAUUGUUUGGUCGAACAAAGACCUUUCCACACAAAACUAUUGUGAAAGUGUGAUCGCAGAAAGAUGAAAUUUAUUUGAAUUUUCAUGAAAACAAUGUACACAAAUCAAAUCUCCAAGUAGUUGAGAAGUUCACAAAGUUUAAGUAAUGAGAGACAGAACAAAUAUAGUCGUGAUAUCAAACAAACCCGUUUUGACCAAACCUCUUAAGAAACCUUAAAACUCAUAAACCAGACACAAUAAAGAGUCGAACAUGAAGUAGUACGAACACAAAUGAUGAAAGCACACCA
This is a messenger RNA of Brassica napus (rape), 1082 nucleotides long. RefSeq names its product protein LURP-one-related 14. Lineage: Eukaryota; Viridiplantae; Streptophyta; Magnoliopsida; Brassicales; Brassicaceae. The coding region runs from base 34 to 654 and encodes 206 amino acids. The transcript is spliced from 3 exons. The record is from RefSeq and is a predicted model, not a curated record.